Messenger RNA from Plasmopara halstedii, 1407 nucleotides. RefSeq names its product GAF domain. The record is from RefSeq and is a predicted model, not a curated record. Bases 1 to 1407 code for a protein of 468 amino acids. The transcript has 3 exons. Gene Ontology annotation, molecular function: protein binding. NCBI's taxonomy places the organism in Eukaryota, Oomycota, Peronosporomycetes, Peronosporales, Peronosporaceae.
AUGUCUGCAGUAGACCAUUUGGAACCUUUCGUCGCAAGCACCACUGUCGUAUGUGUGGAGAAGUUGUUUGCAAGCACUGCACACGUUACAAAGACGUUCAUGUCAGUCCAACAGUUGGGACUACUCACCCCGGCUCCUUUGCGUCGCAGUAUGACAUUGGAGGCACAAGCAUUGUGGCUGCAAAGCCGUCUACUCUCACCUGCGUCUCGUCCAUCGUUCGACCGUGACAAUGAAGAUUUGCAGCUACGUUUGUCAUCAACCAAGCCACACCAACACUUUGAGCUUAGAGACGACAAUUUUAAAGUUCAAUGUGAACAUCUCGAGAUGAAAGAUGAUCACUUUCAAGCAGAGUGUAAUGAUGAAACUUAUCGCACGAAAAAUUACUCGAGUGAAGGAAACAACAACGAAGUAUCGUCGGAUUGGGUCCACCCGUGGCCUCGACCACCUGUGAGUACUAAUGAAGAAGACAGGCUUCGAACUUUGCACGCGUUGAAAAUUCUAGACUUUGAGUCUGAACAGCCUUUUGAUAUAAUUUGUGAUCUCGCCAAAACGCGUUUGUGUUGCCCUAUGGCUGCAGUAAGCUUUUUGGACGAACGCUGUCAAUGGUUUAAAGCAAGUAUUGGACUGGCACACAAAAUGAUCCCGCGCAAGAUUGCAUUUUGCACUUAUGUGGUAUAUGCAAGAGAAUCAGUGGUCGUACUGGACACGCUCCAGGAUGAUCGAUUUAAAAAAAAUCCGCUUGUUGCGGGUGCUGCUGGUAUUCGAUUCUAUGCGGCUGCCCCAAUUAUCGACUUCAAUUCGGGCCACGCAGUCGGGAGUGUUUUCGUUUUGGACACACGCCCACGAGAAGCGUGCGAUGUCUCCAUUCUAGAGCGGCUAGCUUUAGCAGCUAGUGAAAAUCUUUCAAAGAUUGCAACAUCUGAAAUUGUUAAGCAGGUCGAAAUCGAGGAAGACAACAACGUGAUUGAUCAAGCUAAAGAACAAUUGAGUUGUAAAACAGCAGAGAAAGUUGCGAAUAUGGCACAUUGUGCUGGUCAAAACGAGAUCCAAGGCUUUGAUCGAAGAAAGCUCAAGGCACCAAUAUCUCCAGCAACUUCGACUACGACUUCGUCUAUUUCAUCGUUUGCAUCAUCGAAUCAAAUGGCGUUAUCCCCAUCUGAAGGAAAUAAAGUCGAACACAAGCCAAUGAAUAUGACCCAUUUUUCAACGGCAGCAACUGAGCAGAUGGAGGAGCUUCUCAUGCGUCUGCUUACACAAAAUACUGAAACGCAGCAGCAGCUCGCGACGCAGCAAAUUUUAUUGUCUGCAAAAUUGGGGGAGCAUACCGAUCAAAUAAAUAAGCUAAUGUCGGACUUCAACCGGAUAAAGGCGAAGGUUGACGCCAAGGUCGGGGCAACAAUAAUUUAA